Sebastes umbrosus (honeycomb rockfish) is the source of this 1052-nucleotide messenger RNA. It is a transcript of the gene m17, whose product is annotated as IL-6 subfamily cytokine M17. Gene Ontology annotation, molecular function: ciliary neurotrophic factor receptor binding; cytokine activity. NCBI's taxonomy places the organism in Eukaryota, Metazoa, Chordata, Actinopteri, Perciformes, Sebastidae. The transcript is spliced from 3 exons. Bases 74 to 742 code for a protein of 222 amino acids. The record is from RefSeq and is a predicted model, not a curated record. Gene Ontology annotation, cellular component: extracellular region. Gene Ontology annotation, biological process: negative regulation of neuron apoptotic process; immune response; ciliary neurotrophic factor-mediated signaling pathway.
GUCUUUUAAAAAAGUUUGAAAGCAGUGUGAUUAUGACGAGUCCGUGCAAUUGGCCUGUGACACCGAGUGGAGAAUGAAUGGUCAUGUAAAGAGUAUGCAUUUUAAACAGUUUAUGGAACCAGCAACAACAUUACUCUCUCUCCUGCUGGUUAUGGCUGUUGAUUCAACACGAUUUGUGGCAGCAAGCAGAAACCAGCAGUGUGGGAAUUCUCUGCAGCAGACCUUGAAGCUUACCAGACUCAUACAUAAGCAAUCUGGCGACCUAAUCAAAACAUAUAAAGCCGCUCAGGGAGAAAUGUCAGAGCUCUUCUGCAAGGUGUCAGUCAACGACGUCCCCGACCCCAACAUCUCCGGCCUGGAGCCCUCAGAGACGAUAGUGAGCAUCUACACGCACCUCCAAGAUUUCUUCCCACAUUUAAAACGAGUGUACGAGCAGCAGACGGACUUGCAGUUACCCGCGAGCCCGCUGCUGACAGACCUGAACCGAGUCAGGGCCAGCAGCAGGAGCCUGGCCGCUCUCGUAAACAGCUUCUAUCAGAGCCUCUUCCCAAACCUGCCCAUGCCAGAGCCAGCAGGAGGGCCGACGACACUACCGCCGCCUCAGAACGUCUUCCAGCAGAAGGUCUACGGCUGUGUGGUCCUGAAGACCUACCUGAAGCUGCUGUCAAACGUUACUCGAGAACUGAGGACUCUAAAAAACAAAGUGUGCAGGAGGAGGAUACAAAUUAACUCACUCUUCUGAGGAUGACCUAAGGCUGGCCUUAGUCAGUUUUCAACAGCACUUAUCCUCAAUGGGUUGAUGAAGACUAUAAAAGAUAUAAGUGAGUAGUAUGAAGGUGGCGGGUACAUCAGUGUAAUGAAGCCUAUUUAUGGUAUUUAUUAUUUAUUUUCUUAUUUCUGAUAAGAGGGAUGCUGUUAAAGAACAAGAGUGUGAAAGUAUCUAUGCAAGCUAUGUAUAUUUAAUAUGUCUAAUAUGUUAUGUAAGGUUCUACUUUGCUGAUGUAAACUUAUUUGCUGUGUACAGAAUUAUUAAAGGAUACUUUGCAGCUGUA